Molecule: messenger RNA, 1619 nt
Organism: Acanthaster planci (crown-of-thorns starfish)
Lineage: Eukaryota; Metazoa; Echinodermata; Asteroidea; Valvatida; Acanthasteridae
Gene: pggt1b
Product: protein geranylgeranyltransferase type I subunit beta
Biological process (GO): protein geranylgeranylation
Cellular component (GO): CAAX-protein geranylgeranyltransferase complex
Molecular function (GO): CAAX-protein geranylgeranyltransferase activity
Source: RefSeq, a predicted model, not a curated record
UUAAAACGAAGAUGGCCGCGCCCACCGAUUCACAGCAAACCGAACAAACACGUCAGAAAGACAUACUGUUUCUGAGGGCUAAACAUAUCAAAUUUUUCUCCAGGUGCUUGCAGAUUCUUCCCCAAAGUUAUACAUCACUUGACACAAGCAGGUUGACUGUGUGCUUCUUUGCCCUAUCUGGGCUUGAUGUGCUUGAUGCUCUUGACACAAUCGAAAAGGACAGACAGGACAUCAUUGAUUGGAUCUAUUCAUUACAGGUUCUUCCAGAUCCCAACAACUAUGAGGAAACAUCUAAACAGUGUGGUUUUAGGGGAUCAUCCACUAUUGGAACAGCUUACAAUCCAUCCAGGGACACCCCCUCACACAGCCACCCAUAUGACUGGGGCCACAUUGCCAUGACCUACACCGGGCUGGCUUGCCUACUUAUCCUUGGUGAUGACCUCAGUCGGGUCAAUAAGCCUGCCAUAGUGGCUGGACUGAAAGCCUUACAGUUACAAGACGGAAGUUUUGCAGCAACUCUUAACGGAAGUGAGAAUGACAUGCGGUUUGUGUACUGUGCCUGCUGCAUCAGUGCGAUGCUGCAAGACUGGAGCGGCAUUGAUGUGGAGAAAGCUGUGGAUUUCAUCUACAAAAGUUUGAGCUAUGACUAUGGACUUGGCCAAGGACCCGACCAGGAAGGGCAUGGGGGCACGACUUUCUGUGCUAUUGCCUCCCUUGUCUUGAUGGGCAGACUGGAAUCCACCUUCAGUAAGAGACAGCGAGAGAAAAUCAAAGCUUGGUGCAUCAAGAGACAACAUUCGGGAUUCCAAGGAAGACCCAAUAAACCGGUGGACACUUGUUACUCGUUUUGGGUCGGGGCUACCCUUAAGUUGAUGAACGGCUAUGACUUUGUGGACUUUGCUUGCAACAGAGCCUACAUUCUGUCCACCCAAGAUGAGAUGGUGGGUGGCUUCGCCAAAUGGGCAGACUACCACCCAGACGCUCUGCAUGCAUACUUUGGAAUCUGUGGCCUUUCACUGAUGGGAGAACCCAGCCUGUUACCCAUCAACCCUUCCCUCAACAUCAGCCAGAGAGCUGCUGACCACCUACAGAGAGUACAUGACAACUGGAAGGCUGAGGUUGCGACAUGAUCAAAGGACAUGUCCAGAGGUAAUCAUGAUCAGAGGUCACACCAGGAGGACAUUGUGAUCAGAGGUCACACCAGGGGGUCAUGAACAGAACUUUUGACAAUCAACAGCCAUGAUUGUUGUCAGAUGCUAUGAUCGCAGUGAGUUAUCACAAGCAAGUCAUCACUUUGCAUUUUUUUUAUUUUAGGUGAGAAAAUUUUACGUUUUCAGUGGCAUACUCAGGUCUGUUACGAGGCCUUCUACAGUUCAGUCAUGAAUGGCAGGCUGAACAAUGAACAAAAUACUUUUGUCACAGUUUGAGUAGCUUCAGGCUUGGCUUAAUUUGGACAACUUCAGAUGGCCUUGCAAGGACUUGGAUGGACUCUACCACAAAAAUUGCGUACACCUUUUAGAAUCUCAGAACUUGAGUUUAUUUCAAACCUGUGUAAGGGCAGUAGACUGAAAUCCAGGGCAGGUGUUUCAAGCCUCAACCACAAGAAUGCACAUCAUUUG